Cyprinodon tularosa is the source of this 1509-nucleotide messenger RNA. RefSeq names its product dimethylarginine dimethylaminohydrolase 2 (gene ddah2). Gene Ontology annotation, biological process: positive regulation of nitric oxide biosynthetic process; arginine metabolic process. Bases 164 to 1042 code for a protein of 292 amino acids. The record is from RefSeq and is a predicted model, not a curated record. The transcript has 5 exons. Gene Ontology annotation, molecular function: dimethylargininase activity; amino acid binding. Lineage: Eukaryota; Metazoa; Chordata; Actinopteri; Cyprinodontiformes; Cyprinodontidae.
UUAAAUUGUAUCCUCUUCUUUUCUUAGAUAAUCAAAGACGAAGCAAACCAGGAUGAAGAUCCCUGCUUAAAGCAUCCCCGCUGCUGCUUUCUUGGGUCUGGACGGAAAGAACCAACAAAAAACACUUUCCUUUCCCUACAGAGCACAAAUAAUCCCUGCAGUCAUGGCGAACAUGUGCCCUUAUGGCCGUUUCACCCACGCUGUGGUCAGGGGCAUCCCAGAGACCUUUGGGAAAACAGCUGGAGACAGCCAUGAGAACGGGGAGGUCACGGUGGACCAGGCCAAAGCCCAGCGUCAGUUUGGCUGCCUGACCGGAGCGCUGAGGCAGAAGGUGGGCCUGCAGCUGAUCGAGAUCCCCCCUGACCCCGAGCUGCCGGAGAGCUGGAGGAUAGAGGAUGUGGCGGUGAUCCAGGGAGACACGGCGCUCAUCACCAGACCGUUCAAACAGCAGAGACGCAGCGAGGUGGAUGCAGUCAGGAGAGUGAUGUCAGAGCUCAACCUGACCAUAGUGGAGAUGGGGGAUGAACUAGGGGACUCUGGAGGGGCCACGCUGGAGGGCAGCGACGUCCUCUUCACAGGGAGAGAGUUCUUCGUCGGGAUUUCCUCCCACACUAACCGGAGAGGAGCCGAGGUGCUGGCAGACACGUUCAGGGACUUUGCUGUGUCCACUGUCCCUGUCUGUGGGGGAGCCCGACUGAAGGAUUUCUGCUCCAUGGGCGGGCCGGACACCAUCAUCAUCAGUAACAGUGACGGUGCCAAGAAGACCCUCAGAGUGAGGAUGAUGGAACAGCUGACUGAUCACCACUACGAAGUGCUCACCGUCCCAGAAGAAUCUGCUGCUAACUGCAUCUACAUUAAAGGCCCAUCUAAACGAGACUUCCUGCUGCACAGGCCUGCAGAGGAAUGUCCCGACAGCAUCUCUGCCUUCCAGAAGCUGCCGGACUACACCCCCCUGCCCACAGCCUGCAGCGAAGCGUCCAAGCUAGGAGCAUCUCUAUCCUCGUUCUGCCUCCUUAUCAACAGAAAGCACACAUAUUUCUGAAGAUGCUCCUAAAAACCCAGAGCUUUUAUUCCCAUGGCUCAUAAGUUGCCUUCUGACUGUGGUGCAGUUCUCCCUCUACAGGCUACUCUUUACAGUAAAAACAUUUAAACUUUUGGUACAUGUUUUAAGAAACUCUGUAAAUUAAUUUUCAAACUUUUGGUGUUAGAUUCAUAAUCAGGCCUAAACCACUGGGGGGAAAAAAACUAACUGAAGCUUAAGUGCAACUAAAUUAAGUUAACAUUGAUCAUUUAAAGUUUAAACAUUUUAUUAGCCCUACAUGAAAAUGUUUAAGUUUGACUUUUUUGAUUUCCUUCUAUUUGUCCCGGUAAGAAACCCAUUAUAAACCUCAGCCAUGUUAGUCUAAAGUUGUAUUUUAAAAACAUCUAGCUGCUGAUUAAAAAGGAUGUUUUAGCUUUCUAGAAUUUAAAUUUGUAGUUGUGAAAAUAAAAUUUAACUAUCACUUUUAA